GGAGGUCUUGCGCAGGCGCGUUGGGAAUCAUCACGGAAGCUGUGGUUGCGGAGGACAGUGGUCUGGAGGGACGGAUUCCAAGAGUUGUACCAUAUGAGAUCUCUUACAGGCUGUGAUACAGGGUUUCUCUGCCUACAUCAGUUGCUGGUAGAGAGUUGGCUUCACAUGUGCUUCUACCAUCACGUGGUGAAUUUCUGACCAGGUGCAAUGACCUAGUGGUGGGCUGGAGAGGAUGUUUCAAAAGAAAGUAUGUCCUCGCUUACUGGACUACCUGGUCUUCAUUGGUGCCAGGCAGCCCAGCAGUGAUAGUAUUGCUCAGACUCCUGAGCUGCUGCGGCGCUAUCCACUGGAAGAUCACCAUGACUUUCCCCUCCCUCCAGAUGUGGUCUUCUUCUGCCAGCCUGAGGGAUGUCUCAGUGUGCGGCAGAAACGCACCAGCUUGCGUGAUGAUACUUCUUUUGUUUUCACUCUGACGGACAAGGACACUGGAGUGGUUCGUUACGGGGUCUGUGUCAACUUUUACCGCUCCUUCCAAAAGCGAAGCCGGGACAGGCCAGACAGGGGUCCGCAGCGCCCAAAGAGCAAUGCCGUAGAGACACUGGAUGACCACAAUAACUCCGACAGUGGCUCAUCUUUGGCUACGCAUAGUGCCGAUUCCACCCCUGACGUCAGUCGUUCGCCCCGGAUGAAAUCCCAUCUGAAGAGUGGGAAUCGAUCACGGAACAAUACCCUAACUUCACUCUGCAUACUCAGCCACUAUCCAUUCUUCUCUACCUUCCGUGAAUGUCUUUAUACCCUCAAGCGACUGGUGGACUGUUGCAGUGAGCGCCUGCUUAUUAAAAAGGCAGGAAGCUUGAAAGGCAUCCAAAGAGACACUAUGUGGCGGCUUUUCACUGGUUCUCUGACAGUGGAUGAAAAGUCCAGUAUCAUCCUCCAUGACGUGAGAGAAAUUGAAUCCUGGAUCUACAGACUCCUGCACUCCCCUGUGCCUGUUCCUGGCCAGAAGAGAGUAGAUGUGGAGAUACUACCCCAUGAACUCCAGCCAGCCCUAACCUUUGCUCUUCCAGAUGUGGCUCGUUUCUCCUUGGUGGAUUUUCCUCUGCAUCUGCCCCUCGAACUGCUUGGAGUUGAACCCUGCCUGCAGGUGCUCAGCUGCAUUCUACUGGAACAUAAGGUGGUGUUGCAAUCCCGUGACUAUAAUGCACUGUCCAUGAGCGUGAUGGCUUUUGUCGCAAUGAUUUAUCCUCUGGAAUACAUGUUCCCAGUUAUCCCCUUGCUGCCCACUUGCAUGGCUUCAGCAGAGCAGCUACUACUAGCUCCGACCCCUUACAUCAUUGGAGUCCCGGCCAGCUUCCUCCUCUACAAGGCUGAUUUCAAGAUGCCAGAUGAUGUGUGGCUUGUUGAUCUAGAUGCUAAUAAGGUUAUUGCUCCUACGAACGCAGAGCUGUUGCCCCUCAUGCCUGAACCCGAAGCCAGUGAGCUGAAGAAGCAUCUGAAGCAGGCACUGGCAAGCAUGAGCUUGAACACUCAGCCAAUCCUCAAUCUCGAGAAGUUCAAUGAAGCACAGCAACUGCCUCUGCUGACUGGUAGGGCACGCGAAGAGCAGACCUCCACUCCAUCUACUGAGUUCAACCCUCUCAUCUACGGCAACGACGUCGACUCUGUGGACAUUGCAACCCGGGUUGCCAUGGUGCGGUUCUUCAACUCCCCCAAUGUGCUGCAGGGCUUCCUUGCCCACACCAGGAUCCUCCGACUCUUUCCUCGGCCUGUUGUUGCUUUCCAAGUAAAUUCCUUCCUGGCGUCCAGACCCAAGUUGUCCCUAUUCACUGAGAAGCUGGCUCGGACUCAGGCUGUGGAAUAUUCUGGAGAAUGGUUGCUGAAUCCCACCAACUACACCUUCCAAAGGAUCCACAACAGUGUGUUUGACCCUGCUGUGAUCGGAGAUAAACCCAAGUGGUAUGCCCAUCAGCUUCAGCCUAUUUACUACCGGGUCUAUGACAGCAACUCUCAACUGGCUGAGGCUCUCAACAUUCCCAUUGAGAAAGAUGAUGGCUCUGAACCGACUGAUGACAGUGGGAGUGACAGUGUAGACUACAAUGACUCCAGCUCUUCCUACUCCUCCCUGGGUGACUUUGUCAAUGAGAUGAUGAAGUGUGACAUCAAAGGAGAUACACCCAAUAUUGAUCCUCUGACCCAUGCUGCCCUUGGUGAUCCCAGUGAGAUAGACUUCCAGGGCUUUCAGAAAGAUCGGGAAGAUCCAGAUGACCAGGGACUGGACAGCGAAAAUUCUCUGGAAAUCAAUCCUCCUCGUUCAAGUUCGAGUACAACAGCAAGUAGCAGUCCCAGUACGGUCAUACAGGGCAUCAAUCAUGAGUCCAUUGACUCGGUGGAGGCUGAUGAAAAGACACUGACUUUCCACAACCAUAUCGCAGCCACGUCGAUUCAGGCCUUUGCUAAAGCCAGCUUGGAGCGGCGGGAAAGUGAUGGCUUGUCUGAGGUUACGGGCCGGCAGAAGGACUAUGACAAUCCCUACUUUGAGCCUCAGUAUGGCUUCCCUACUGAGGAAGGCGAGGGUGAAGAUGAUCAAGGGGAGAGCUACACACCCAACUUCAUUCAGACCAUCAAUGGAAACCGGCCCCUGAAGCCACUUCGCCCCAAUAGUCUGAAACUCCCGAGUGACUCUGAAGUGGAAUCAGACUCAAGAGCAAGCUCCCCAAACUCGACCAUCUCUAACAGCAGUGACGGCUUUGGAGGAUUUAUGUCAUUUGCCAGUAACAUCUAUAAGAGCCGUGGCAGCAGCUUCAGUCUGUCUAACCUGGCAUUACCAAGCAAAGCAGGGCGAGACAAGAGCACACCGUUCCCCAGCCUCAAAGGUACCAGGCGAGCGCUGGUUGAUCAGAAAUCGUCUGUCAUAAAACACAGUCCGACUGUGAAGAGGGAGUCCCCAUCACCACAGGGCAGAGCGAACAACAGCAGUGAAAACCAACAGUUCCUGAAGGAGCUGGUGCAGAAUGUACUGGAUGGUCAGGGUGUUGGUUGGUUAAACAUGAAAAAGGUUCGGCGACUCCUGGAAAAUGAGCAGCUUCGUGUGUUUGCCCUCAGCAAACUCAACAGGACGAUCCAGUCUGAGGAGGAUGCCCGACUGGAUAUCCUAAAGGAUGUGGAGAUCAAUAAGAAGGUGUACCGUGGGAUGUUGGACCUACUGAAGUGUUGUGUGGCCAGUUUGGAACACUCGUAUAGCAAUGCUGGCUUGGGAGGGAUGGCCAGUGUCUUCACCCUGCUUGAGAUUGCCCACACUCACUAUUAUGUCAAAGAGCCUGACAAGAAGAAAAGGAGUCCGGUAGAGGGAGGCCCCUUCAUUGGUAUUAAGGAGUCCAUGCCCUCAAAAGGGGAAAUUAAGCCCCCCGACGUACCAGUGACUCACUUGCAACUCCCACCUAAAGCCACCGUCAACAAGGGGUUGGGCGAGUAUGACUCCCGGAGUCUAAAUGAAGAAAAUUUUUUAGCUUCAAUCGGUACUGAGAAUACCAAACCCCAACCGGAUUUCGAUCCAGAUGAGAAGAAAUCACAAAUCAGCGAAGAUAGUGGCACGAGUGUAACAAGUCUGCAGAAGAGUGACAGCGAGUCUAUUACCAGUUCUGAACUGCCUGUACUCACCCGGAGCACCAGCCAAGAGUCGGAAAGCAGCACCGUGGUCAGUAACAGUUCUGGAGAGACCCUGGGUGCAGAUAGUGACUACAGCAGCACUGCUGGUGAAAGCAAGGCAGGGAAAAAUACCCUGGGGACCAAGACAUCCAGGGUGACUCUUUCUGACAGCGAAAUUGAGACUAAUACUGACACCAGAUAUAUAUUUGGGAAAUCACACAUGCUGGUACCUGGAUUCAAGGUGACUAAAGGCAGCAUUGCAAGUCCACAGCUUCCUGGUCCCCCAGAAGAUAUCAGUCAGCGGGUUUAUCUGUACGAAGGACUGCUUGGUAAGGAACGGUCAGUGCUGUGGGACCAGGUCCAGUUUUGGGAGGAUACCUUCCUUGAUGCGGUGAUGCUGGAGAGAGAGGGAAUGGGAAUGGACCAAGGCCCACAAGAAAUGAUUGACAGGUACACAUCACUGGGGGAUCACGAUCGAAAGCGGCUGGAAGAUGAUGAGGACCGACUGUUGUCCACAUUACUCUACAACAUGAUUGUUUACAUGCUGAUGGUCAAGGUUAACAAGAAUGAUAUCCGGAAGAAGGUGAGGAGGCUGAUGGGAAAAUCGCAUAUUGGUCUGGUUCACAGUCAGGAAGUGAAUGAGUUGCUCGAUCGUCUGCCACAGCUGGAGAGCCGCAGUCUCCACAUCCGUCCCUGUGGCAGUCGUCACAUCAAGAAGCAGACCUUUGUGGUGCAUGCUGGAACCGACACCAAUGGUGAAAUCUUCUUCAUGGAGGUAUGCGAUGACUGCAUUGUGCUCCGUAGUAAUAUCGGGACAGUCUAUGAGAGAUGGUGGUAUGAGAAACUCAUCAACAUGACGUACUGUCCCAAAACCAAGGUCCUAUGUCUGUGGAGACGUAAUGGGCAGGAAACACAACUCAACAAGUUCUACACCAAGAAGUGUCGAGAGUUGUACUACUGUGUGAAGGACAGCAUGGAGCGUGCAGCAGCACGGCAGCAGAGCAUCAAACCAGGUCCUGAGCUUGGAGGUGAGUUCCCAGUUCAGGAUAUGAAGACUGGAGAUGGAGGACUGCUGCAGGUGACCCUGGAAGGGAUCAAUUUGAAGUUCAUGCAGAGCCAGGUUUUCAUUGAACUGAGUCACAUAAAAAAGUGCAAUACAAUCAAAGGAGUCUUUGUCCUGGAAGAAUUUGUUCCACAAACUAACGAAGUGGUGACUCACAAGUACAAGACUCCAAUGGCCCAUGAGAUCUGUUAUUCUGUCCUGUGUCUGUUCUCCUACAUGGCUGCAGCAAGAGGAAAAGAGAUGGAGAGCAAGAACAAGGUAACCCCAGCACGAUAAGACAUCAGCUCGUCAAGCAACCCUAACCUCUGUCCACCACUCACCAACCAGUUCAGCACUCUUGCUGCUCCGUUACAGCUGCGUUCACGGCAGGUAACGGCUGCUUGACUUGUACUUCCAAAUCACUUCAUUUGCUCACAGCUUGCCCAGUUUAGGAGGACUUCAUCUAAAUAUCCAUGCUAAAUGUACAUGUCAGCAGUUGCAUUACAAUAAUGAACUCUGGGCACAGUCUUAAAUACUAGUUCCACACUGGUUUGAUAACCUCACUGGAUUCAUCAUGGUAAACAGACUCAAUGUCGACCUUCACUGCACUGGAUUCACUGCAAACCUACCCAUUGAGGGCCAGUCAUGCACUGGAUUUGCUGUAAAUGUACUCAUUGAAAACCUUAGCACACUGUACUUAACUGUGACUACUCAUCGUGGACCACUCACUCCUGGACUGGAUUCACUGCAACAACAACAAAAAAGAACACAGUCGUGAUCCACUCACUCCUCCACUGGAAUCACUGCUAACCUCCCCAUCGUGGACUGCUCACUCCUCUAGAUUCAUAGCAAACCUCUCCAUCGGGGAGCACUCACCCCUGCGCUGGAUUCACUGCAAAGCUUCUCACAGAGGACCGCUCAUUCCCUGCACUGGAUUCACUGUAAACCUCUUUAUCAAGGACCUCUCACUCCUGCACUGGAUUUACUCCGCUUCCUCAUUAAGGACCACUCACACCUGCCCUGGAUUCUCUGCAAAACUCCCCAUCGAGGACUUCUCUUACAUUAGGUUGUCUGCAAACCUUCAACUGAAAACCACUCCUGCACUGGAUUUACACUUAACCUGCUCUUCAAAGGCUGCUCAUACACUGGAUUCAUUGCCUGUUCACCCAUGAGGAUGUAUUGUGCACUGACAUCACUGGGUAUUUAUUCACUUGGGGCCAGUUCUUCACGGAAUCUAUUCCAUAUUCUCCCAUUAAGAAAUUAAGACUGGAUUUGUAUGGAACGAGCACAUUUAGAAUUUACUCAGUUAUCUGCAAAUCAUCCACUGGAUUUACUGUGAAGGACAGUGGUACUGGAAGCCUGUCUUCUUCACCCAGUCUGGGUGACAAAGCACAACAGUUGCUGCAGAUUGACCCACUGAGAAUUAUCCCUCUGGAUUCUGUUAACAUAAUUCACUGUAAAUUCACCUGUUUGGAAAAUAAUCCCAUACUACAUUUGCCUCCAGAGGAGUGUCUCCUGCUGGAUUUGCUGUGAACUGCCCUCAUCAAUGACCUGUCCCAUGGUGGUCUGUUCAGUGUAAAGAAUUGCAGCAGUGGGACUGUGAGUGUUUCUGUUAUUCCACCGCUCGGAGUAACUUUCCUGAAUCAGUUGCAAUGACCAACAGUGCCAGGUGAGUGCAGGAGCCUUCGCUCUGCUCCUGCACACAGUGUUGUGGAGCUGAGGGCUGCUCACAUGGGAAGUGUGAGGAUGGACUUGGCCACAGUCCACAGUCUCCAGUUACAUAGUGACCCAGUGAGCUCUGCAGGUUGUAGGAACUGUGUGGCAGGACUGCCUCCUCAUCUGAUGACACUCAGCUGCAGAUUAAACCCUCUACGACAAGUGGGAUGGAAGAGUGUUUGACAAAACUGGUGACUUUAAAUGCAUCUGUCUGUGAGUGUCUAGGAGAGGCCUGAGUGCCCCCAUACUUGACCGUGGACUCCAUAUGAUCCUUCCACCACUUCAGCCAUCACUCCACCUCCAGUAGGGCAUCUUGAACAUUGAUCAUUUUACUGCUGCUUCUAGGUCACACCAGACUGUAGCCAACUGCACCCUUGUCUGACUCUUUUCAUACCUCGGUUUUCUGCUGUCCCUCUGAAUGUAAGGUCAAGGGUAGUCUAUGACAAUAUUAAGUGCAAAGUCCUCCAUAGAAUCACAGAGGCAGAGAGAGAGAGGACAAUUUCUUCUUCCUGUGCACAAUGACAGGUGUCAGCCCUUCCAGACACAGUGAUAGGCCUGAUCCCACCCAGAGUAUCCAAGGAGCAAGUUACUCCCAGUAGCUGAGGAUUCCCUUCUCUGUAUGCAAAAUCCAUCCAUAAAUUUGACCACAGUCUUCCCUUGCCCCAGUGACACGUAAUCCACCCAGAAGGACAAGAGCGAUCUUCACCCAACAGUGAAAGAGGAAUAAGCAGGCCUGUACUCAGUCAGCAGAGGAAUAGUCACUUCCCUCCACUAUGAGUGAUGAGGACUGAUACAUAAUGUACCAACCUCUGGAAAUGUAUUUCUCACCCAACAUAAAGAGAAAUAACACUCUCUUCACAAUGUGACAGAGUGAAACCACUCUGUACUCAUCUGACAGGUCAUGGAUGGAAAGCCAUUGUGUUUCUCUCUACAGAUGCUACUUGACCUGAAGUGUUACUAGAAUUUUCUGGUUUUAUUUCAGGUUGGCAACAUCUGCAGUUUUGUUUUGUCUUUCAGUCAGAGAUAGUCCUCUUCCUGUCAACAAUCCAGAAAUAUUGUACUUCAGAUACACUGCCAGAGCAUAAUCAUGCAGCACAGAGAGCUCCUAUACUCUGGGAGGGAGGGAGUCCCACCAGCAUACAGUGAGGGGGUGGGGGGAGUCCCUCCAUACCUGGAGUUUAACUGAGUAGUACACCUUCACAUGACAAUGAACAACAUCCAUUACCUCCGCAGUCACACUAGCCUCAAACCUAUUUAUUUUCCAGUAAAUCCUUCAUACACCCUGAUGAUCCCCUUGACACACUGCUGGGAAGUAGAGCAUGAGUGUGUAUUUUAAGCAGGUGCUGUGUCAGAGCCAGCAUUUCUCAGCUUGACCCCUAAAUUGAAUUUAAUGACAGCACAUUAUUCUCUGUAUGUUGUAUGUGUUUAUGUUAGAUAUUCUUUUCUAGUUUGACCAGCAGGGUUUGUUUUAUUUUUGUGUUUGCUGUUAUAGGAUUGGGAUUUUUGGUGUAAAUAAUUCAGUAUUUCUUGUAUUUAUAGCACUGUACAGUAUCUUGAAUGUUGCAAUAAAACCAGUCCAUGUG
This is a messenger RNA of Hypanus sabinus (Atlantic stingray), 7986 nucleotides long. It is a transcript of the gene madd, whose product is annotated as MAP-kinase activating death domain. Gene Ontology annotation, molecular function: guanyl-nucleotide exchange factor activity. Gene Ontology annotation, cellular component: cytosol. NCBI's taxonomy places the organism in Eukaryota, Metazoa, Chordata, Chondrichthyes, Myliobatiformes, Dasyatidae. The coding region runs from base 233 to 4984 and encodes 1583 amino acids. The transcript is spliced from 33 exons. The record is from RefSeq and is a predicted model, not a curated record. Gene Ontology annotation, biological process: regulation of apoptotic process; regulation of Rab protein signal transduction.